Alosa sapidissima (American shad) is the source of this 2946-nucleotide messenger RNA. RefSeq lists its product as uncharacterized. Bases 574 to 2751 code for a protein of 725 amino acids. NCBI's taxonomy places the organism in Eukaryota, Metazoa, Chordata, Actinopteri, Clupeiformes, Clupeidae. The record is from RefSeq and is a predicted model, not a curated record. The transcript is spliced from 10 exons.
GACAGGUUCGAUGUCGUCACACCGCAGUGCCUUCUGGUAGAUUCGCCAUAUUGGAAGCUCGCUGUUGUUUUGAUAGUCUGAAGUACUUUUUGCGGUCAGCCUGCUGCCAGUCGUGUAGUUCAUCAACGCUACAGACAGACGCACUCUCCCUGUCUGUGUGCUCUUUCUCUCUCUCUCUCUCACACACACACACACACAUCCACACUCCUCCGAUGGAGGUAAUAUGUGUGUGGAGUGUGCUAAUGGUGUUGUGUCCCUACGUGCAGCAGGGCUCCACAUGACUAUUAUUGUGGGACAAGAAAAGUAUUUUACUGUUUAGCUUUUUGGCGCGAAAAUUACAGAAGCCAGGUUGCAAACCUAACCAAGAGUGGUCGAAUAUGACUUGGCUGACAGCUGAUUCAGACACCAAUGCAGUCUAUGAUUCCGACACCAAUUCCGAGUGGUCCUAACAUUUUCAUUCUGGUAAACCAGCAUAUGAAAUGUCCAGACCCGGGCACCGUCUGUAAAUUUUGGUCAGAGUGAGACCAAGCCCAGGCAAAUAUAAAACGGCGAGGGACAAAGAGUACGCCAGCGAUGGAUGAGACUGCAGUGGAUGACGACACUCAAAGACAAGCAGCACCAACGCUACUAGAGGAGGAUGGAGAAGAAGCGUCAGGUAAUGACGUUUCCAAUGUGGAGGAUGUACAGACUCGUGGCAUUCAGCAGCGACCAAUGAGGUCUUCAAAGGAUGUGGCAAAGAGGAUUCAGUGGCGCGUGGUCCUGGGCGGACGGAUCACAGACCACCCGCUGUGGAGCCCCUCCUCUAAUGGUGUCCAGUGCAGCAAGAACUUCUCCCCAGACACGUUGGACCACGUAGGUCAAAUCAUUCCACUGAGAGAUGACUCAACACAAACUCGAUUUGAUACCAACAAGAUGAAGACUAAUAGUUGUGAAGGAACAGAGAGGAAGUCUAACUUGGUCCAGACAAAGAGGAAUCCUGAAGUGCCCAAGAACGUUUCUAAUGUAAAAAUUAGACCAAAAAGACCAAAGCAAAAAAGAAAGUGGCGUAGUGACGAGAACCAAAAUGCAGAGGAUGCAGAAGACCCUAAAGACUCUCGCACUUGUCUGAUGGAUCACGCCCUGGCAGCAGAGCUGCUGGAACUGGUCAGCGGCACUGUGGCCAAGAUCCAGAGGCACCAGCAGGCCAGCCGGGGGCUGCAGAAUGACCACAGCUGCUUGUCCCUCCCCUCGGACCCAGCCCGACUCGCCGCUCUGGUCAGCGGGUUGGUCAAGGACAAGCACCGUGAUGAGGACGAAGUCCUGUCCUUACGCAGUAGGCUGAAGACCAAGGAACAGCAGCUGGAGGAAAACAAGGCGAGGUUCGAGGAGCGCUACAGUGAGCUGGGCGCCAAGCUCUGCUCUCUGGACGUGCAGCUUAAGCGGGAGCGAGAGGAGAAGCGCCACCUGCAGGAGGAGCUGAAGGAGGCCAAAGCACAGCUGGUGUCCAGCAACAACACCAUCCUCUUCCUCAGCAGCAAGCACAGCCAGCCCGCUCCUCCUCGACCCAAGCCUACCUUCACUGCCCUCUCUGCCCGCGUGCUGAGCCGCGGCCCCGCUCAGUGGGUGCGCUUCUUCACGGGCUUCAGUUCUUACGCCCGCUUUCAGGCCUUCCUGGCCUUCCUGCAGAGUGGGGACAGCACCCUACUGGUACAGAGCUCCCUCGGCAUGGCCGCGGAAGGAGAGGAGAAGAAGGAUGAGGAGGAGGAGGAUGAGACCGUGGAGAGGAAGACGGAGAAUGGACCGUCAGACACGGAUGGGAUUGACCAGGAGUCCACACCACCCACCCAGGGCGAUGACCCCACACUCUUCCAAGAGGAGGAAGAGGAUGAGGCCACAGCAGAGUCUGUGCGCAUGAAUCUCAUGGCCGAACUGCAGCAGCGGUCACUACCGUCCAAGCAUGCUCUGGCCCCUGAGGACGAGCUGCUGAUGGUGCUGGCGCGCCUGCGUCUGGGCAUGCUGGUGCAGGACACGGGCUUCCGCUUCCAGGUGCCGGACUCCACCGCUGGCCGCGUCUGGGCCGACUUGAUGGGCCUCAUGCAGCGGCGCCUGCAACAGGUCCCUGUGCGCGGUAGCCACCUUUACAUCAACCGGUUCCAGCCGCAGCACUCGCUCCACCUGGGCGCUGGCCGAGAGCUGGCCGUGCUCGAGUGCACUGACCUCCUCUUCGAUGCCAUGUUUAGUGACCGCAAGGCCUUGGCGCAAGCUGAAAAGCAGCCUCACAGGGCUCGUGAACCCCCCAAGACCCGCAAGACCCGCAAGCUCCGCAAGACACGCAAGAUGCGUAAGGCUCCCACUGCUGUGUCCGAGCCAUCGUCGUCGUCCGAGCCCGGCCUCCGGCCGUACCGGUACCUGUGUCCGCAGCGGGGCUGUACUGUGGCCUCCCCCGAGGGUCACCUGGGGUUCUGCAGCGCCAGCCGGCUGCAGGACUGGGAGGACUGGGCCACCGAACCCGAGGGACCCGAGCCGGACACCCUGCCCGCCCUCCCGCCGUACCUGGUGGGCGACGAGAGAGGGUUCGUGCCCGUGCCCGCCGACGGCACGCCGUGCCUGCAGGUACUGAGCGUCCGGUCGCUGACGAAUAGAGUGCACACCUUCCGCUACCUGCGGAUGGUCCACGUGCCGACAGAGGCUGCCAUCGCUCAGUUGGACAGGGCCUGGGAGGUGUGUUGUUACUUGGCCUGUCUGCAGAGCAAUCCAAUGGGACUGAGAUAGAGGCGGGACUUACGGCCAUCAUUCAGGGAGAGGGGCGGAGGAGCAGGGACAGGAAGGAACUGUGAAAAACAUUUCUUUUUAUGUACUUAUAUAUAUACUGACUGUACAGUAAGAAAUGCGCAUGCAUGCAUGUUCUUUUUCAAGUUUGUAUGUUUUGUCAAGAUUUUUUUAUAAUAAACAUGGCUUUUUCUGGUA